UCCGCCAGUGGCUACAGCGAGGACAAAUCCGGACUAAAAAUGGAGGAAGAAGGAGCGGAAUACGAUCCAGAGUGGGAGGGGGGCGAAGAAGGCGACGGCGGCGAAUACGUCUGUAAAUACGAAUAUCUGGACCACACUGCAGAUGUACAGCUUCACUCCUGGGGCAGUGACUUGAAGGAAGCGUUUGAACAGUGUGCCGUCGGUAUGUUUGGUUACAUGACUGAGAUAGAAACAGUCGAACCCUUGGAUACCUACGAGACCGAAGCACAGGCAGACGACAUGGAAAAUCUUCUCUACCAGUUCCUAGACGAGUGGCUGUUCGCUUUCAGUGCAGAACCAUUCUUCAUCGCUAGGGACGUGAAGAUUGUGGAGUUCGACAGGGAAAACUUCAGAAUCAAGUCUGUUGGAUACGGAGAGACUUUUGAUCUCAGCAAGCAUCCACAGGGAACGGAAGUGAAGGCGAUCACUUAUUCGGCAAUGCAGAUUCACGAAGAAGUGGACACCAAUGAUGUUUACGUGGUUCUGGAUAUCUGAAGUAUUUUUGUAAUGCCACAAACGACGUCGGUGUCUGCGUCAAAAAGAUGUACCAAUGUUUUUUUUUAAGCAUCUUGUCAUUACUUUCGUUACUUGCCUGAUUGUAUAAAAUGAAGGGUGAUAUUUUCCUUUUGGAAGUCAUUCAUGAAGAAAGUUUCAGUGAUUGUGAUGUUGACACCUUCUCUAUUAGUCAUGGAAGAGAUGAAUUUGUUCAAAGUAGUGCGUUACUGGUUACCAGAAACACCUGAAAAAAGUCAUCAUUCAGGAAGCAUUAUGUCUUUGUUUAAGAACGUAUGAAUAUGAUGCAAAACAUUUCGUUCUAUUCAUUGCUACUUAAUUAAAAAAAAAACUUCUCUAUUUGUCGCUCAGUUGUAAAUGUUGUCUUUUAAUUCUGAGACAGCACAGUACCAGAGUCUGUCUCCCUUGUCGUGACCAGCCUAUACUGUGGACAGACAAAAAUUAGCUCAGUCUAGUGCACUCUUGCCAAAGACAGACAUUUUCAAUCUGUCAUAUCCCAACUUCAUAUCUUGAUGAUAACUGUUUACCUCCUGUAUUCAUCUUUCAGCCUCCAAAACCAAUGUGCACUGCUUUCUUAGAUAAACAUUUUUACUACCAAUCAACUUAGUUCAUUGCCUAGAAGUGAUUAUCAAAUGGCCUUGCUUUGAUUGAAGAAGCCUUUUUCAAACAUCUACGUUCUUAGGCCAAUACAGUCAUUGUACUUAACAAAAAAACAAGACUGUAUUACAAUAGAGACGUUUAAUGUCAAUCUGCCAUUCUGUUCCUAUUCUUGUACUAGUAGACAAAGGCUUUAGAAUAAACAAGUA
This is a messenger RNA of Branchiostoma floridae (Florida lancelet), 1358 nucleotides long. RefSeq names its product protein archease-like. The transcript has a single exon. Gene Ontology annotation, cellular component: tRNA-splicing ligase complex. Gene Ontology annotation, biological process: tRNA splicing, via endonucleolytic cleavage and ligation. The record is from RefSeq and is a predicted model, not a curated record. The coding region runs from base 40 to 534 and encodes 164 amino acids. NCBI's taxonomy places the organism in Eukaryota, Metazoa, Chordata, Leptocardii, Amphioxiformes, Branchiostomatidae.